Messenger RNA from Leptidea sinapis, 1659 nucleotides. RefSeq names its product sucrose-6-phosphate hydrolase-like (gene Suc1). Gene Ontology annotation, cellular component: cytoplasm. NCBI's taxonomy places the organism in Eukaryota, Metazoa, Arthropoda, Insecta, Lepidoptera, Pieridae. Gene Ontology annotation, biological process: carbohydrate metabolic process. Gene Ontology annotation, molecular function: beta-fructofuranosidase activity. The record is from RefSeq and is a predicted model, not a curated record. The transcript has a single exon. The coding region runs from base 98 to 1576 and encodes 492 amino acids.
CAAACCACUCGAGAUUGUACCGGCAGAUAGGAUCCGACUUUGUAUAUAAAUAUAAGACGCGAGGGGGCUCCUGAUGAUCUAACAUUCCACUAAUGAGAUGAAGGCCUCGACGCUACGUAAGAUCGCGGUCGCUGUAAUGUGCUGUCUGGUCGCGGUCGCGGCGCGGUCGGUGAAGGACCAGCCCCCGGCCGCUGGGGACGCCCUCGCCGCGUACAUCGCCGGCGCGCGCUCCGAGCUGGAGCCUCGGUUCCGGCUGCACUACCACCUGAUGCCGCCCGUCGGCUGGAUGAACGACCCCAAUGGCUUCUCGUACUACAACGGACAGUUUCAUAUGUUUUAUCAGUUCUACCCGUACGACAGCGUGUGGGGACCUAUGCACUGGGGGCACUCGAUUAGCUCUGAUUUAGUUCACUGGGAAGAACUUCCCACCGCGUUGAUUCCGGAGAAUGAAAUGUGCUUCUCCGGCAGUGCCGUGGAUGACGAUGGUGUCUUGACUCUGAUCUACACGGGGCGCGAGACCAUAGCACAGGAACCGUUCUACCGUGAAGGCCAGUAUCUAGCUUUCAGUGACGAUGGGGUCAAUUUUCAUAAAUAUAAAGGCAAUCCCGUACUUCCAGCGGCGCCCAACGGAUCGCCAGACUUUCGUGACCCCAAGGUUUGGAAACAUGGAGAUUAUUGGUACCUAAUAGUUGGAAGCAAAACGUCAGACGAAAGGGGGAGAGUGCUUCUGUACAAGUCUAAAGACCUGAAGGAGUGGGAGUUCUUGACAGUUCUCGGUGAAUCGAACGGAGACAUGGGCUACAUGUGGGAGUGUCCUGACUUUUUCGAGCUAGAUGGUAAAUUUGUACUGUUGAUGUCUCCUCAAGGACUGGAAGCGAAAGGAGAUCGGUUCAAGAACACGUAUCAGACCGGGUACAUUAUCGGAACCUUCAAUUAUACUACAUACGAGUUUAUACAAGAAGUGGAUUUUCAAGAAAUCGACUAUGGCCAUGACUUCUAUGCGACCCAAACCCUGGAACACGAGGGCGAGCGAUAUCUGGUGGCCUGGUUUAGCAUGUGGGAGGUUCCGCACCCCGAGGCUGACGACGGCUGGGCCGGAGCUCUCACCAUCGUGAGGCAGUUGGAGCUUAGAGAUAACCGGAUCAUCAUGAGACCGGUCGAGGAAAUAGUUCAGUUGAGAGAGGAAUUUCUGAUGGAUGGAGAGUUACAUUCGGAUGAAGAGACCGAGCUUCCGAGAGCUACGGAGUUGAUCGUCCUCGGUGACCUCAGUGAAGACAUUGAGUUGUUGCUGGAAGGUGUCGACGGAGGUGACGCAGUGAGGCUGAGGUGGGAGGCGCGCUCCCAGCACGUGGUGGUGGAGCGCGGCGGAGACGAGCGCCGCGCCAGCUGGCGUCCCGCGCGUGGCGCCACCUGGCGGCUGUUCCUGGACGCCAGCAGCCUGGAACUGUUCUGCGGCGAGGGGGAGGCGGUGUUCAGCACCCGGGCGUACCCGCUGGGGGGCUGGAGACUCACCAACAGGAGCCGCGGGCCGCUACACGUGCAAGCGUUCAGAUUGGGCGCAAGUGUACCCACGUGACGGUAGGAACGGCGGGGACGGCGGGGUGUUAAUGUGUAAGAUAGCUGUAUCUCUUAAUUUAUUAAAUAAUAUUAUGAAGACAA